Molecule: messenger RNA, 2552 nt
Organism: Aureococcus anophagefferens
Lineage: Eukaryota; Pelagophyceae; Pelagomonadales; Pelagomonadaceae
Exons: 5
Source: RefSeq, a predicted model, not a curated record
GCGCCGCGCCGUCGACGAUGGACACGAAGUCGAAGCUCGACACGCUGUGGAAGAAGGGCGUCGGCGAGAUGAAGAACCUCGCGUCGAAGGCGGACCAGGCGGCGACGCGCCUCGCCGAGCGGUCCGCGGCGACGGCGCCGGUUUCGGUGCCGGGCGAGCACCAGCGGGGCGACGCGUCCGGCGCCGAGGACAUCUCGCGCGAGGACCUGCUGCAGCUGACGAUGAAGCUGUCGAAGCGCUUGAAGAGCAGCGAGAGCUCGAACGCGGCGCUGACAAAGGAGGCGCGGCGAUUCAUGCUCGAGCGCGACGCGUUGCGCAAGGCGGUGUCGGCCGAGGUCCUGGGCCGGCCCGGCGCGCUCGAGGACGUGCCCCUGCGCGAGGGCGCCGGGAGCUCGAGCGAGCCGAGCGCGGCGCUCCUCGACGCGCUCCGCGCGCGCGCCGCCGGCGGAACCGGCGGCGACGGCGCGCCCGACGGCGCGACGGCGACGCUGAAGACGGCGCUGGAGGCCGCGCUCGCGGGCCGCGACGGCCUCGCGACGAAGCUGCGCGCCGCCGAGGCGAGCCUGGCCGAGAGCCGCCGGAGCUUCGAGGACCAGGUCGUCGCGCUUCGUUUACAACUCAAAUCCGCGGCCUCCGGCAAGGCGUCCGCGGAGACGCUCGCGGAGCUCGCGGCCAAGGACGCGACCAUCGCCGAGCUCGCCGCGGCCCGCGACACGUUGACGGACGCCAAGGCGACGCUCGCCGCGGCGCUCGCCGAGGAGCGCGCGCUCGCGGAGCGCGUCGCCGGCGAGAAACAGCGCGCGGACAACCGCCACGCGACGCGCACCGCGAAGCUCGCCGCGGCGGAGAAGGAGCGCGACGACGCCCUGCGGCGCUUCGGCGCCCUCGAGGGCGAGGCCGCGGCGCUCCGCGCGGCCGCGGCGGCCGCGGACGGCGCGCGCGCCGCGGCCGCGCGCGACGCGGCGACCGCGGCCGCGGCCGCGGCCGCGGCGGCCUGCGCCGAGGCCGCGGCGGCGUCGGCGACGAGCGCCCUGCACACGACGACCGUCGCCCUCGGCGCCGUCGCGCGCGCCGAGGCCGCGGCGAAGGCCUCGAGAGACGUGGCCGACGCGCGGAGCAAGGCCGAGUCGGACCACGCGAAGCGGUCCUCGCUGGCCCGGUCCAUCAUGGCGGAGAAGGACGCCAAGCUGCGGGACCUGGCGGCGACCGUCGCGCGGCUCGAGGCGGACCUGUCCUGCGGCGGCCACGAGAACCGCGCGUUCGCGAACCGCCAGGCCGCGCGCGAGGGCGCGCACGCGGUCGACCUCGAGGCGGCCAAGCCGCCCGCGCUGACGCCGCCGCCCGCCGCGGAGCACCCCGCGACGACGGAGACGCCGGCGCCGCCGCCCGCCGCGGACGAGGCGCCGGCGGCCGCGGACGCUCCGCCGCCGGCCGUCGCGGCGGCGGACGAGGCGCCCCCGGCGGCGCGCGACGCGGCGCCCGACGCGGCCCGCGCCGCGGCGCCGGACGAGGCCGCGCCCGCGGAGGCCGUCGGCGCGAUGGCCGCGGGGCUCUGCUCGCUCGCGCGGCCGCAGACCGCGGAUCGGCCUCGGACCGUGGAGUCCGAGAUCUCGAGCGAGCCGCGGAUGCUGGAGAUCGCGGGCGCCAACGGCGCGAUCGUGCGCGCGCGGCCCGACCUCAAAUCGGACGUCGUCGGCGAGCUCGACCAGGGCACGCCCGUCUUCUACACGGGCACGCGGACGCGCAUCGGCGAGCGCGUCCGCAUCGAGAUCGACGCGCCCCUGGAGGGCUGGGUGUCGCUCGCGCUCUGCGGACCGAGCCUCUCUGGCACCAACGCGCUCGUCGGCACGAUCCCGGCCGAGUUCGGCCAGCUCACGAACCUGGAAGGCCUGCAAAUUCCCUCCGCGUCCCCGACGCCCGGCGCGCCGCGCGACGUCACAUCGCAGCAAAAUUGCAAGCACAUCAUGUGGAGCCCGCUGUACCACAAGCAGUGGGGCUCCCACUGCUGCGUCGACGACGGGCUGAACGGCCGUGCAAACAGCUACUACGAGGUCUACGCGGUUCCCUCGGCCGAGGGCCUCUCGCCCACGCCCGCGCCCUCGUUUCUGGCGAACGAUUGGUGGAAGCAGCACUUCGCGGACGGGAAGAUCCCUUCGGGGACCAAUCUGGACGCGCCCGCCGGCUACGUCGCCAUCGAGGGCGCGGGGCCCUGCAUGUGCCGCAACCCCGGCUGGAACCUGGAUUCGUGCGGGAAGCUCUGCUGCCGCGGAUCUCCGUACACGGAUCCGGAUCCCAACGGGCAGUACUACAUCGGCAAGCACAAGAACGGCCGCAUCUGCUACAAGCCCGAGGGCGCGGAGUACAAAGACGGCGAUGGCGGCAACAGCAGCGGCACCGCGUCCCUCGCCAUCAUCAUCCCCGUCGUCGUCGCGGCCGUCCUCCUCCUCGCGGCCGUCCUCUUCCUCGUCCGCAAGCGCGUCGUCGCCGCGCGCCAGCACCGCCGCGAGAGCAUGCCUACCGUCGGCGACGACAAGGCCGAGGUCGAGGCCUGA